Messenger RNA from Xiphophorus couchianus (Monterrey platyfish), 3273 nucleotides. RefSeq names its product glutamine-rich 1 (gene qrich1). Bases 362 to 2611 code for a protein of 749 amino acids. The record is from RefSeq and is a predicted model, not a curated record. Lineage: Eukaryota; Metazoa; Chordata; Actinopteri; Cyprinodontiformes; Poeciliidae. The transcript is spliced from 12 exons.
CGGAGGCGGGUUUUCUUAAUAAGCGAAGUGUGCAUCUCAGAAAUAUUUCCUGGGAUUUCCAUCAGCGCUGGAGGAAACUGACAGAGCAGAGCAGAGCAGAGCAGCGGCAGCCCCCGGAGCCCAGCCUGUAAAAUAAGCAGACGUCAGAGACUCUUCGCCCCGCUUCGCCGCUGCAGUUACAUUUUUAUCGCGGUGUAAUCACAGCCUUAUUUGCGGGAUUUCACGGCUGCUUACAAGGCGCUAUGUAGCGCAGCGAAUGGCAUGCUGGUGGUAGCUGUUAGACGUUUAUCGGCUUUUUAAUUUUAAACACCGUGCCUUGGCGGAAAGAAGAGGAUUUCGUUUUAUUUAAGGUCAAGUGACGAUGAACGAGCAGGAGGGCGGGGUGGUCUCAUUUGACGAAUAUGUGCGGCAGAAGGCCCGCACUGUGCCUCAGCAUAGGAUGAAGGAGUUUCUGGAGUCCCUUGCUAAGGGCCCAGAGGUGCUGCAGGAGUUCAACCAGCAGGGGGGAGGAGGAGGAGCAGUGGCCACCACCACAACCAUGGUGUACCAGCAGCAGGAGGCCAACUGUAUCUACACAGACAGCACUGAGGUGGCUGGAUCCCUCCUGGAGCUGGCCUGCCCAGUCCAGGUGACCUCAGCUGAGAUUUCCCCCCAAAUGUCUGUACAUCCAGGCUCUGAACAGCAACUCCAAGUGCAGGUCCAGAUUCAGGAACAGCCGGGCCAAGCGAUGGGCCAAGUUCUGCAGGUGUCCUCUCCGUCCCAGCAGGAGCUGCAGGGAAUCUCCACGGCUCAGCUGGUGCAGCAGGCCGAACUCACAGAGGAGCAGCAGCAGCAGAUUCAGGCUCAGCUGAUUGCAGCUGUUGCUGGAGGUCAGCAGAUCCAGCUGUCAAGCGGCGAACAAAUCCAGCUGCAAGGAACGCAGCACAUCCAGCUGCCUGGCGGGCAGCAGAUUCAGCUCCAGGCAGGCCAGCAGAUCCAGCUACAAAGCGGCCAGCACAUCCAGAUCCAGACCAUAGAGGCCAUGUCUCCGUCCCAGCAGCAGGAUUCUCCAAGGGAGGGCGAGAGGCGGCCGGGCGCCAUUGCAACCGUUCUCCAGCCAGCAAAGAAGCGCAAGGUGGACGUUCCCCUCGCCGUCUCCUACGCUGUGCCGCAGGGGCAGCAGCUGGCCACCGUUCUGACCAUCCCUCAGGGGCAGCAGCAGAGCUACGUCUCCCUGCGACCCGACCUGCUGACCGUCGACAGCGCUCAGCUGUACAGCACCACAGGAACCAUCACAGGUCCCACAGGCGAGACUUGGACCAUCCCUGUCUACUCCACUCCACAGCAGCAGGGCGUGACACACAUCGCCAUACCACAGGAUGCAUACAGCACCGUGCAGGUCACCACGACUACCAACGGCAAGGACAAAGUGGCGACCAGCUCCGCGUCGAGGUCCGCAGACGGUCAGGUAGCCUCCACCCAGGAGGAGAUAGUGCAGACGCUGCUGCCUGCGCAGUUUAUGAACGGGAACAUCCACAUCCCGGUGGCAGUGCAGACUGUAGGAGGAACUUACAACACCACACAGUCAGUCCACAUCUGGGACCCCAGUCAGCAGCAGAGCCACGGCGACGAGGGCACAGAGCAGCAGCUCCAUCUGCAGGGUCAAGUAGAGACGGGCGCCGACGUAGAACCGCCUGCAGAGAUUCUGGUUCCCGUGUCUCUGAAACCAGAGGAGGGUCUGGAAGUGUGGCGCUUCUGGGCAAAGAAGAAAAACGCUGAGCUUAGCAAGCAGGAACAAACAAAACUCGCACCCAUAGGACGUCGCCAGCCUCUGCGUUUCCAGGAAGACUUGGUGUCCAGCGCUGUUGCUGAGUUGAACCUGGGACUUUCCUUGAUGACUAAAGAAGCUCGGGGCUCAGAGGAAGAAGAGCUGGCGCCUGAUGUUCUGUAUUAUGUGUUCUUGUGUAUUCAGAAGUAUCUGUAUGAAAACGGACGUGUGGAUGAUAUCUUCUCCGAUCCGUACUACACACGCUUUUGUGAGAGUUUACACAAACUUUUACAGGACUGGAAACCCAGCAUCCAUCCUUUAGGUUAUAUCAUUCCAAGUCAUGUGACCGAGGAGAUGCUGUGGGAGUGUAAACAGCUUGGUGCUCAUUCUCCUGCCACGUUGCUUACAACACUAAUGUAUUUCAACACUAAGUAUUUCCGUCUGAUAACGCCUGAGCACCACAUGAAAGUGGCUUUUUCAAAGGUGUUGAGACACUCGAGGAAGAAUCCCACCAACGCCAAGGACAAGGCAACCAGUAUCCGCCUUCUGAAAGUGCAGAGCCAACACACCUCCGGACAAAAAGGAACCGACGACAUGUAUGAAGAACAGAUUGAAGAUCCUGAAAACCCUCUGCGCUGCCCCAUAAAACUUUACGACUUUUACCUCUUCAAAUGUCCCCAAAGCGUCAAAGGUCGCAGCGACGCCUACUACAUGACGCCCGAGCCCGUUGUGGCGCCGAACAGCCCGAUGUGGUACUCGUCCCAGCCGCUGUCGAAUCGGCAGGUGGAGCAAAUGUUGGCCCGCAUCAUCGUAGUGAGAGAGAUCCAGGAGAUGAUGGGCACCUCUCCUGAGAGCGUGAGCUAAGCUGGGCGGACUGGCUGGACUUGACUAUGCAGCACCAUCCAGACUACACGCCACCUCUGAGGUCAUCAAAUAAAGCGGGGCAUCUUCUAAAACAAUCAUUUUCUUCUGAGCAGAGCAUUAUGAUUGCAUUUGCUAGUUCCUGAGAUAUUUCUCAUCUGACCGGGUUGGAGAGUUAUUCCUGCAGCUCUAUAACCUUUGAACUUUGAGUGAGCUGUGGGUGGUUGUAUUUUACAGCAGAGGUGGAUGUUUUGUUCUUUUCUUCCUGUAGACGUCUUAUUGACACGAUAUGAAAUUAUUCAGUACUGAACAUCUUACUCUCACGUCUUACUUCUCUCCAAGCUCUCGCUAUGAUAGGUUGCAACUCAUGAUUACAGGGAUGAUUGCUCCGGUUUUGUAUUCUCACUGCAAUUUAAACAAUGUAUUGAUAUGUUUAAAUCUGAGGAAUGUGUGCCUUUUGUUUGUUUUUUUUUCUUUCUUUUUUUACUUGUUUUUGAGGCUUGUCAAUUUUCAACAGGAUCCAGGAUUUUAUUGUAAUUAUUCAGUAGACUUGAUUUCCUCCCCGGUCAAAACUAGCAAUUGGAGAACUACCAAAAAUCUUGCCAUCUUUAGCCCUUCAUGUAUGUGUGUAUAGUAGGACAUUAAAGAGGAGAAACGGUUGGAAA